AUGAGUGGCCGAGCACGCGCGCGCGCCAGGGGCCAGCUCCGCAGCCCAAGCCCGGGUGAGGUGGGGCCGCUCCAGGUGGAAGCACCGGGUCCUUCCACCAACCUUCAUGAGCAGCAGUCUGAGGGGGCCCCAACCACCGACCCCCAGGGAGGCCCUGGGCCAGCACUGAGAGCUGGAGAGGGCCUGGUGGAGGGUGCUGGAGGCAGGAAACUCAGACGACACUCCCUGGACCUGGCUGUCCACACUCGAGAGAGAUUGGCCCACGUGAGGGACAGCAAAGCAGGCUGCAGUGGAGUGCCGGUGAAGCUGGUCGCCAACUUCUUUAGCCUAGAACUGCCACAGGACUGGCAGCUCUUCCAGUACCACGUGACCUUCCACCCUGAUGUCGAAUCCCGAAGGCUGAGAACGGCUCUGCUCUAUGGUCACAGCCAACUCUCCAGCAGAGCCAAAGCGUUUGAUGGGGUCAUCCUUUUUCUCUCACAAGAGCUAGAAGAGAAGGUCACGGAGCUGUCCAGUGUGACCCAGAGGGGUGAGACUGUGCAGAUGACCCUGACGCUGACAAGGCAGCUGCCGGCCAGCUCCCCUGUGUGCAUGCAGGUGUUCAACCUCAUCUUCCGAAAGAUUUUAAGGAAGUUGUCCCUGUACCAGAUUGGACGGAACUUCUAUAACCCUUCCCAGCCCGUGGAAAUUCCCCAGCACAAAUUGUCCCUUUGGCCGGGGUUUGCCAUUUCUGUUUCGCAGUUUGAAAACAGCCUCCUGCUUCAUGCGGAUGUAUGUUACAAGAUUCUCCGGAAUGAGACUGUUCUGGAACUCAUGGCUGAGCUUUGCCACCGGGACGACGGGCCCUGCUUCACCCAGGCCUGUGAGGAGCAGCUGAUCGGGCUGGUUGUGCUGACCAGGUACAAUAACAGGACCUACCGCGUGGACGACAUUGACUGGUCCGUGAAGCCCACGCACACCUUCCAGAAGCGGGAUGGCACUCGGCUCAGUUACAUGGAGUACUACAAGCAGCAAUAUGACAUUACCGUGUCUGACCUCGGUCAGCCCAUGUUGGUCAGUCAGCUGAGACACAAGGGGAGCGCUGAGGUGCGGCUGGUCCACCUGCUCCCCGAGCUGUGCUUCCUCACAGGGCUGAGCAGCCGGGCCGGCUCCGACUUCCCCCUGAUGAAAGCUGUCGCUGAGGAGAUGCGUCUGGGCCCCAUGGGGAGGCAACAGCGCCUGGCCCAGCUGGCUGAUGACAUCCAGAGAAACAAGGACACUCGCUUUGAGCUGGAGACGUGGGGGCUGCACCUUGGAUGCCAGCUGUCCGUGACAGGCCGGGUGGUGCCCACAGAGAAGAUGAUCCUGCAGGACCGCAUAUGUCAGCCUGCAUCUGCUGCCGAUUGGUCCAAGGAUGUGCAAAUGUGCAAGCUUUUAAGCACAAAGUCUUUAAAUAACUGGUUGAUUCUGUGCAGCGACAGAAUUGAGUGUGUGACUGAGAGUUUCCUUGGCUGCUUGAGAAGAGCUGGAAGUUCCAUGGGCUUUAACAUCCAACACCCCAAAAUCAUAAAAAUACAAGAAAAUCCAGCUGCAUUCCUAAGAGCUAUCCAGAGACAUUUUGACCCCAAUAUUCAGUUGGUGAUGUGCAUCCUGCCAUCCAACAACAAGAGCUACUACGACUCCAUUAAGAAAUACCUGAGCUCUGACUGCCCGGUGCCCAGCCAGUGUGUACGUGCACGGACCCUGCACAGGCCUGGCAUGCUGAUGAGCGUGGCUACCAAGGUGGCCUUGCAGCUGACCUGCAAACUGGGAGGAGAGCUGUGGGCUGUGGAGAUCCCUUUAAAGUCGCUGAUGGUGGUCGGCAUUGCUCUCUGUAAAGACGCAUUCAGCACCGGGAUGAUGGUGGUUGGAUUUGUAGCCAGCAUGAAUCCUGGAAUCACCAGGUGGUUUUCCCGCUGCAUCCUUCAGAGGACCAUGACUGAGGUUGCAGACUGCCUAAAAGCAUUCAUGAGUGGAGCGCUCAACAAGUGGUAUGAGGCCAACCACAUCUUGCCAGCACGGAUCAUCGUGUAUCGCAGCGGAGUAGGGGAUGGUCAGCUGCAGACCCUGAUUGACUACGAGCUCCCCCAGCUGCUGAGCAGCGUGACCGCAUCGGGCUCACAGGCCAGCCCCAGGCUCUCGGUGGUGGUGGUGAGGACCAAGUGUUCCGCACGCUUCUUUACUGAGAUGAGUCACACCGUUCAGAACCCUCCACUCGGCACCGUUGUGGAUUCAGAGGCAACACGUCCAAACUGGUACGACUUUUACCUGGUCAGCCAAGCGGCCCACCGAGGGACUGUCAGCCCCACCUACUACAACGUUAUCUACGAUGACAACGGCUUGAAGCCAGACCACAUGCAGAGGCUCACGUUCAAACUGUGCCACCUGUACUACAACUGGCCGGGGCUGGUCCGGAUGCCGGCGCCCUGCCAGUACGCACACAAGCUGACCUUCCUGGUGGCACAGAGCAUCCAUAAGGAGCCCAGCUUGGAACUGGCCAAUUCCCUUUUCUACCUGUGA
This is a messenger RNA of Sorex fumeus (smoky shrew), 2538 nucleotides long. It is a transcript of the gene PIWIL4, whose product is annotated as piwi like RNA-mediated gene silencing 4. The coding region runs from base 1 to 2538 and encodes 845 amino acids. Lineage: Eukaryota; Metazoa; Chordata; Mammalia; Eulipotyphla; Soricidae. Gene Ontology annotation, cellular component: P granule. Gene Ontology annotation, biological process: regulatory ncRNA-mediated gene silencing. Gene Ontology annotation, molecular function: piRNA binding; protein binding. The transcript has 20 exons. The record is from RefSeq and is a predicted model, not a curated record.